AGCUCAGGCGCCUACACCGCGUUCAGUUUUGGUUCUCGUACUCUACAUAAACCAAAAAACUUACACACCUACUACGAAACAAACGCCUCGACGACUACCGACGCCUCAAACACCUGAGUGUGUGCCCCACCCCCACUUGACCGUCGCGACGCCUAGCACUUUGGCGGUACACACUGAUACAACUCUUUCUGUUUCAACAGUCGAUCAUCGACAAGCCAACCGUAAUCUUACUUUACGUGAACCGCGGAAUUUAACCUAAUUGUUGUCCGCUCUUCAGUUGUUUUUUGUUUUCUACUUCCUCUUUUUCGGUCUCAUCAGCUGUGCGUACGCGCGUGUGCAUGUGAACUACACUGGAACACUGUGACAGUAGUUCAUUCAGGUGCAUUUUUAAGGGUUUUUUUUCAGUUUCUCUUUUGUUGGUUUUGUUUAUUAUUUUUAAUCGGAUUGCUACUGAUGGGUUUCUGGAUGCCGGAAAUAUCGAUUUGAAGAUCGAAUUUUCGCAACGCCACCCCAAGGAGCACCCCACAACCGUGGAGUCUGCUUUUAUAAACAGGAAGAGAGGUAGGCAUCCUCUGGGUGACAACACGUCUCCCCCGCCUGCCGCUACUCCACCACCUCAAUUAAAAAAGUCUCGACACGACGACCCCGGAUCUCAAGCGGCCGUCGGUAUAGAUAUUAUGGAAGCACCCCUGGGUGUCUCUCACAGUCAAAGUAUGGAUUCUGUAAACACUAAUAACGGCGAGGAAGAGGUGAGGACGUUAUUUGUGAGUGGCCUACCAAUGGAUGCCAAGCCUCGGGAAUUGUACCUUUUAUUUAGAGCAUAUGAGGGUUAUGAAGGAUCAUUGCUCAAGGUCACAAGUAAAAAUGGAAAAACUGCUUCGCCAGUGGGCUUCGUGACGUUCAAUACCAGGGCAGGAGCGGAAGCAGCCAAGCAAGACCUGCAGCAGGGCGUAAGGUUUGACCCCGACAUGCCACAGACCAUCCGACUCGAGUUUGCUAAAAGUAAUACGAAGGUUAGCAAACCCAAACAGCAAGCUGCUAACGCCGCCAACACGCACCCAACUUUGAUGCACCCCCUCACCGGACAUUUGGGUACGCCAUUCUUUCCUGGCGGCCCAGAAUUAUGGCAUCAUCCGUUGGCAUACAGCGCUGCAGCAGCUGCAGAGUUACCAGGAGCAGCCCUUCAGCAUGCCACUCUGGUCCAUCCGGCACUUCAUCCACAAGUGCCGCCUUCAAUGACGAUGCCGCAUCCAACUGCUCUAACAUCGGUACACGCGGCUUCGUUACCACAUUUUCUACCGAGUCCUGCCUUGGCUUCUCCUGUAGGUUCGUCAUCUUCACAACCUGGAAUGGGAGUUAGCAACCCGCCUUGUUCCACACUAUUCGUGGCCAAUUUGGGCCAAUUCGUGUCUGAACACGAGCUCAAAGAGAUUUUUGCAAGCUUCCCUGGCUUCUGUCGCCUGCGCAUGCACACGAAAGGUGGAUCUCCCGUCGCCUUCAUGGAAUACCAAGACGUGAGAUGUGCAGCGCACGUAAUGGCUGCGCUCCAAGGCUCGUUUCUCCUUUCUUCGGACCGCGGACCCAUCCGAAUUGAAUACGCCAAAAGCAAAAUGGCAGCAGAGGGAACAAAAGGAGAAGAAACUGGACAAUCUUAAUUCGUACAUGCCUCUAACUACUUGACAGCAACAAAACAUGAUGGUGAUCACGGGACACUGCUGAAGGAGUCCAAGAAAAUAUAAUAAAAAAAACAGAACCGGCUGUUGUUGCAACACUCUUAUAGAGAAUCCUCAAAUCUAUCUCUGUUGACCGUUGUAGUUAUAUUUAGAAUUAAAAAAUAUCUUACAGUAAUCCAAAUGGUUCGCAAGUGAAUCAAACUUGAAUAUUGACGGUGUUUGAGAUCAAAACCGUUUGAGUGAAUUUUAAUGAUAUUUUCAUUUUAAAGCUGUUUGGAUCUUUCCAACAUUCCUGUCAUGGAAUACUUGCGAACCUACUUGAUAUACGUGAUAAGUAUAAGUGAACUGCAUCAAACUAUUUGAGCAGGUUGCUUCAAUACUUCAUUUUCUUAAUAUAUAAAAUGAAAUUAAGCUAAACCAAAGGUGCCCUAAAAGUUAAGUUUUAUAUUUUAUUAGAUUUUUCCAAGGUGUAAGGGAAGUUCUAUUUUUUCAAUACUAGAAUAGUCAAUACACUAUUCUUGUUGAAUAUAGGGUGGUAGAAGAAAGAAAAUAUCAUAUUUAUCCAGAAGUAUAUUUGGUCUGAUUUUUUAACAUAUCAAGAUGUGCUCGUUAUUUCGAGCUAACUUGUAUAAACAAUAAUUACAUAAGUUUCGAAAAAUGAAUAUAUAGUACUUUCCUUACACCAAGGAUUGUUUCUCGAGCUUUCUUUACUAGUAGAACCUAUUGAUAAUCAUCUCAGAAUAGUAUUUAUACUUUUUAAUAUAUUUCUGUUUUUAAAUUUGUAGCAAUAAACCAAUGACUAAAGUAAAACCAAGCCAGCAUAACACGUACAUGGCAGGUGAAAAAAGCUUAAUAAAAAAGCAGACAUAUCAUUAAUUUAAGCGUACCGCACCUGCCUCGUGUAGGAAAAUUUCCUUGUCUAGUAUCAAAAAAUAGUGAACUUGAUAUAGACGGUUAUUGUUCUUUUUUAAUUUUUUCAUGCUAUGGCUUGAAUUGAAAAAUUGAUAGAAUUUUUUCUAGAUACUACAUAAAAAAACAAAAAAAAAUAAAUCUGCGAAGUUAGUUCUAGUGAGUACAUUGUUUUUUGAUUUUAAACAAAACAAAGUAAUAAGUUUCCUGAAAAUUUCUGCCUUUUCCAUCUAAAUGGCACGAUAAAUUAAUAUGAAUAAACUCUCGUUUUCGAAAUUUAAUUUUUGAUAAUAUUAAAUAUAGAUAAAGCUUUUGCUUACUUCUAGAGAUCUUUAUUAGUAAUAUUGAGCAUUUGUUAUCUUGCAAUCUCAAACAUGGAUAAUGCAUGAAGUUAUAUUUAAGAGAAAACUUAGAAGUUUUAUAGUUUUUAAGUGAAUAAAAUUAUUGAUAUCUCAGCUUUUAGUUUGUGAGAUGUAACAGUAAAGCAACGCUGAUAGUUUCAUCAGCUUAAUAUUUUUCUUAAAAAUUUGUUCUAUUCUAUCCCACAUCUACUGACACACACACACACACACACACACACACACACACACACACACACACACACACACACACACACACACACACACACACACACACUCUAUCAUUGAAUUUUGUAAAUGAGCCGUUCGCUAUUGUUUUGUAUCCAGCACAUGACAACAAUUAAUGAAUAUCAUUUUGUCAUUUGUAUAAUUAAAUCAUUUUCUUAAUCUGAUUACUUGACAGUUAACAGUGGAAAAUGAAGUUUCAUUGUUUUCAUAACAAAAAAACUCAUAUCAUAUAAAAAAUAUGUCACGCAUCGUUUUCUAUGUAAUCAAUGUAUUUGUUGAUUUUGCUAAAACCGAUAAGCACCUGGUGGAUAGACGGCGUGUGUGUUUUGGCACUCAUCCCAAGUCAACAAGUUUGGACUAAAAAAAAUUACUAACGCAAUUAUAAUUUUUAUUUCCUCGCGUAAAAAUGAGAAAGACAAAUUUUUAACUUGAGGUACAUGUAGCUCAAGAAUCAGAGAAAAAUUUCUUAUAAAUUUAUCGAAAUAUCCUUUGAUUUUGAAGGCUCAAAAAAUAUGAUACUAAUCUUCGUUAGCUUCUAGAAAACAAACUAUCAUUGUUCUGAUUAUUUCAUCAAUCGCUUUUUUCAAUACAAUAACAAAACAAUAAACGGUUAACAGCAAGAAACUAUCAUUUUUGUUCUACUGAAUAUGUUCAUUUUUGUACCUUUUCACAGGAUGUAUGUACCUUUAUUAUAACACGAGAGAUGAACAAAAGUUAUUAAUAACUCUGUCACUUAAUUGUAUAUAUAAAAAAUUGUCCACUUAUAACAAUACAUAUCGACACUGGAAACAAUACAUAUCUAAAAUUAACAGAAUUCCUAAUAUAAAUUUUAAUAUUGCAUCAUUAUGUCAUUACAAGUUUAAGAUUGGAAUGUAUUUUCUCUCUACUCGUUUUUUCAUGAUCUUCUUUCACGUGAACACUAUUUUCUCCAUAGAUUUGCCUAUAGUUCGCACUAUUUCUUAUAUUAUUCUACCAGCCACCUUAGUUGAUUCAUUCUUAUCAUAUGACCAUACCAAUUUAAAGCUCUUUAUAAUAUGAAUGUUUGUCAUAUCAUUGCCCUAUAUGCAAAUCUGUAGAUUUCUGAUGCUGUCCUAUAUUAUUUUGCCUCCUUUUUUUCUAAAUUGUUUCAUUUUAAUAGCAUCAAUUACGCUUUAAUCGUGUUAAUACUGCUUAGAAUUAGAUAGAUUGAGAUAAAAGGAUACAAAUUAAAACACAAGAUAUGGAUAAAUCGAUGUAGCAGACACAGAAGAUUUUAAAAAAGCUGUAGAAAUAAUAUAUGCCUACCAAAACUAGAUAACAGGUGUUUUUUUACAAGUAUCUGAAGAUUGAAAUACAAUUAGUAAAUACAAUAAUAGAUGACUACAACCAUAUAAAAAAAGAUGUAGGUGUUCCAGAAACAUAAAUAAGUUUGAUAGUGCUACAUAAUAAUAUGAAUUUGGAAGAAAGAAUACAAUACAAUAAUGCACGUUAUAUAGAAAAUAUACACAACUAAAAUUGAAGCAAUUGAAAUAAAUUAUUUGGAAAAAAUAGCAAGAAAAAUAGAAUGCGACUGAUUCAGAAACAAACACAUGAAGGUAAUGAAGUGGCAAAUAUUUGAACUGUUAAUAACAUAUGAUGAGACAUGGAAUGACCAGAACAAUAGGGGAGGUGGAUAAACCAAGGAAAAAGUAAAUAAUAUAAUCAAGAAGGUUGACCUGUUAGAGAAAAUAGAAUAUACUGUGAAGAAAAAGAAUUAGUCCGAGUCUCAGUUUGACACUUUCAAAAAGAUCCAAUAGUGGUCUCCAACAUGUCACUUGAAGUUUUUUUAAAUAAUUUAUUAAGGAGUGAUAAGUACAAUUUUUACAUAUAAGUUGAAUUUCAAAUGUUUGCUUUGUAGAAAACUACACCAUAAGUUGUCUAGAUGAUAUUAUAUUUUGACUCGAUAUAGAAUCUCUUGAAGUAAUUUGAAAUGUUCUAUAUACUGUUUUUGCUUACUUCUAGUCUAUAUCUACAUUCAAUAUUCAAUCUCCUAUACUACUUACCAGGAGAUCGUAUUUCCAAUUUAUAUUGAAUAUAAUAUCGUGCAUAUCGUGAAUAUCUAUACGUAAUUAAACUCUAAUGAAUGAAAAGUUCACGCACUGCAACAUAUUUUGAAAUAUCAAUUGUAUUGCUUCCAGUGGCAGAUAUAUAUCGAAAAAAAUAUAUAUAGUUAAAAAAUAUCUCUAAUGCUAUAAGACAUCACAGUUUAAAAUUGGAUAACUUUUGCUUACCCAUGAUAGAGCACAUUAUAUUUCGAAUAAACGAUAACACUAACGAUAUUUUUCUGUCAAUUAUCGUGAUAACAAAAUAAAAUAUCUAAAUUAAAAACUGAAUCCGACCUGAAAAUGUGCUUUAUAUUUAAUAUGGGUACAUAACCCUUGGUUAACCAAAGUUUAAGUUAGAAUAACUUUAAUAUAUAUUUAUUUAAGACAAGUUGUAUUUUAUAUUUACUAAUAGUUUGAAUGUAUUAUUUUUGUAUAAUUUUAUAAUUUUUUACAACUGGUACAUCAGUCAAAAAAUGUAUAAUGUUGAAUAUUUUGUACAUGGCGAUUCAGAUAUUCAUAAACAAAAAAUUACAAUCUCUAUUUUUACUUAAAGAAAUAAAUGUAAACAGUGAUUCUUCUUAUCGUUCGUUUUCUUUACUGAUUCGCUGUGUACAUAUAAUAAUAAUAAGUAGUUUAUAUUCUAUGGUAGCAUAGUGCUUUUUGUGUGAAGUUUAUGUGAUAUAUCUAUUACUAUCAUUAUAGGUGUAUUUUUAGAAUGGGAUUUAUAUCCCUUAAUAGGUAAUCUCCACGGUAAGCAAUCUAUUUUUAUGUAAAAAAUUAAAAACGAGGUUUUGAACUAUGUUUAUAAAACAGCUAAAGAAACGAUGAAAAAUAACCAUAAAUAAUUUUGGAAGUAUCUAUCAUCUGGUUAUUACUAUCAUAAAAAUAUAAUUUAAAUCUCUAGAUUUACUAUCAACCUAAACGGCACGGAAAUCAUUUUCAUCCUACAUUAAAUUAUUUAUUUCAUAUUCAUUUCUCUAAAAGUAGGGAAGCCUACUCUUGCAGGGGUAAAGAUAAGGUGCUAAAAUGAGGAAAUAUACUUUUUACAUACAUUAAUAAAAAAAAUUACAGUUCCAACGCUUCACAGAUAGAGAACGUUUUAAAUUGGGGAUAGAAAAAUCUCCUUCAAUAGUUUUAAUUAAAAUCACAUUGAAUGAUCUGAAAACAUUUCAUUCAACUUUACAACAAGGUAUGUAAUGUUAGGAGUGUUGUUACCCGCAAUAUCUUUGCAGCCGAAUGUCAACAGUUAUUAUUCAUUCUUUGACUUACUUCCAUGAUUUUUAUAUCAAUUGAAGUUACCUAGAAAAAUUUUUAUUUAUUGUCCGACGAAUGGGUUUUAUGCUGGAAUUGAUGAAAUAGUUGCGUCAAAUAAAAGUUGUUAAAAAAGUAGUUUUCAACAAUGGCCACCGUUUCUAAGAUAUAACGUAUGAAAAAAUUGUAACCUACAUCAUAUAGACAAGUCUGCAGACCACCAUGUGGAAUACAUGGCUUCUAUCGUGUUAGAUGGUAGGUUUAUAUCACGGUCUAUUGUGAUAGUUUUUAAUUUCAAACUAUUGAAUAAUAACAAGUAAAGUUCCAACAUAUGUCUUCUCGAUAGUAUCGAACCAGGGCCGGCUUAAGAUUUAUAAGGCCCGGGGCUAAAAUAAUGACGGGGCCCCCUUAAGGAAUUGGAAAACCCGGAAAAAUUCACAAAAUAGUAUCAAUACGUUAGAUUUGUGGUAUCAACACAUCAAAAAAUACAGAAUGAUUUCCAAAUGAUGUGGCCCUCUUGGACCUAGGGCUCGGGGCUAUAGCCCCCCCAAGCCCCUAGCUUAAUCCGGCCCUGUAUCGAACGAAUUCAACUCUAUUGCUGAUUCAAUAUUGAAUGAAUAGUCGCAUUCAGAGCUAGUACAGUAGAGUGUCGAUAAUCCGAACUAAUGUUGUCAGAGGUGGUUUGCAUAAUAAAAAAUAUCGGAAAAUCGAAAUUUUAGUUUAUUAAUUUUUUUAUAUAUAAUAAAGAAAAAGAAGUUAUGAAACAAUAACACACUUACAAAUUGUUUAAUUUAGCUACAUGUACAUAAUUAAAAGAACAAAAAUAUGUAUUUACUUGUAAUCUAUCCGCAAACAGUCACAUGAACGGAGAGGGUUUCGCAGAAUCAAAUGCAAUGAAGAAAUUAGAUACAGAGUUCUAAGUAAACAAAUACAAUAAUUUCAUUGAACAGACACAUACUUGAACCAGAUACAAAUAUGUAAAGAAGCAGUUUCUGAUAAAUAUUUAAUGGUUUUCGUUAUAGACGUUCUGAGAAAAAUAAUCUUAUUUUUAUUUAAAUUUAUUCAAAAUAACAAAAACCGGUUCCGAUAAUCGAACGUUUGGAUUGACGUUCGAAUAAAUGAAGAUCUGCUGUAUAUGCAAGAGAUUAAAACUUUUGUGCAGCCUCGUUCAAUAAUACAUCCCUUUUCACAAUUACAUAAAAUUUUGUGAGGGGUUGUUGAUAUGCCUUGGGUUUCAAUGUUAUUUCGAUCAAGUCUCAAUCCCAGUAUUUACGAUUUGUAUUACAAUUUAUCUAAGUAGCUAGUUUUUUAAGAGCUGCGUACAUUUGACGAAAGGCUUUAUAAGAAAUAUCACUUUUUUGGUUGGAGUUCGAGUAGUAAUACCACUGAGUUUCAUCCCCAUUAACAACAAUUCUAGUAUUUGUUAAGUUACAUUGUUGCACUGAUAUCCUGUUGUUUCAAUCAUUUCGAGCAGUAAUUUUUUCCAUUAACAUGAAAGUACCAUAAAUUUAGCGAAUAAAUAUCAGUUAUUAUUUUAUUCGAAAACUUUGACGUCUCAGUAUUUUAUUAUUAUACCAUAUUCGUCUAAAAUAACGUGGAAUGCUUCUUCAUUACACCACAGAAGGCGGUGCCUUUUCAAAUAAUGCUGUAUAUCUUAAUAAUAAUAUUGGUAUCAAUAUUCACUAUUUGGAAAUAAUCAGGAAAAUCUGAUUCUUGUUUUUUACGCAUUCUCAUUUCGUUUAUUUAACUUGUAAUAAAGCUUGGAUUUGUAUACGUGGCGUAUUACGAACAUUACAAGUUUUUAGACUGUUAGAUAUAUCUCAGAAUCAGUGGCUCUAAGAGAUUGAUACGUUUUUUAUAGUUAAGUAUAUGAAUUACAAUUUGUGUCUUAUCUCGUUUUAUGAUAAUAUCUAAUUUUAUGAUAUAUACUAAUAUUUGACCUUGAAUAACUUCCUUUUCAAUUACAGGAACUUAAUUCUUAAUUCUUAAUUUAUUUAUAUUCGUGUUCAGAAAAUUCUUUUAGCUUCCCUGCAGUUUUUAGAACUAAUCUGACCGAACUGUACAUUGUAUCAUUUAUUUUGAGAAAGUUAUAUAAAACGAAUAACAUUUACAUCAAUAUUCAAAGCUUGGAAAAAAAUUUUUGCUCAAAUUUUGAAACAUACAAUAAUACGCUGUCACGUCCUCAAGCACAAACGAAAUUAAAUUUACUACCAAAACAAUACGAAAUAUAUUUCAAUUUCUAUCCCCUAUAAAUUUUUGAAACAGCGUAUUUGUGUUUAAAGAAUCGAACUUGAAUAAAGUUAUAAAAUAAGAUACAGGCUCCGCAAGUGCAUUUUUCCCUAUAACCAACAGAUUCGUGAGAACACUGCCACCUCGGUAGUACGUCUCUGCCACUUUCGAAAAUACCAUUUAAAAAAAUGACCAAUCUUCCGGAACAAAUCGGCUGAGAGAGACAUUGCGUAGAAACUUUUUGAUCGAUUAUGGAUUAAUUUAUAACCAUAAUAAUUUUCGUAUACAGCUUCUUAUAACGCUUCUGUUUCAUUGUACGAAAUAUUGAAUACUUAAUGGAUUGAAAAAAAGGUUAUUAAUAAUAUUUUUAAAACAAAUUAGGCUUAAACACAUCUAUUUUCAUAACAGUAAAGCCACUUAUAACAUGUUGGCACGGAAGAGUAAGGAAUAUUUACAUUUUGAAUAAUUGGUAUAAUGGAAAUACCGAAAGUUAUAAUAAACAAAUUAGUAUUUCUUGGAAGUUUUAACCAACUAAACCUCUUGAACUGUUAAUGACGAUGUAAUUAAUGUUUCUUUCUAUUUUAUUAUAGUUCUACCUCGUUUUUUCAUCUAGUUAUUAAUGAAACUUAUAAGUAGUCAUGUAGGCUAAAAUUAGAUAUAAAUUACUCUUUUUAUAUAAUUAAUUAUAGAUAGCGUACCGUGGUUAUAACUGCAGAUAAAAAACAUGUCGCUCUCCCAUAUCAUUUUUACUAAAACAGAUAUCUCUGCCAGGUGUCUCAAAAUAUUUUUGUAUUUUGAUCUCGUUGAUGGAAACAGAAGUUACCAAUUUUGGUGAAUAUAAUCAAGAGUACGGUGGAGUAAAAAUUAUGGGAAACAAUUUAUCCAAAAAUUCGAUUUGUGUUUCGACAAUGAAAGGAUUGUUUGACAAAUAUUUUGAUUCUCUGGUUCCAGACAGGGUUGUUUUUUACCUUCAAACGUAUUUUUCUUAUAUGGAAUGAAAGGGUAGAUCAAAACAAUUUUAAUCAUAAUUAAAAAUAUAUAUAAUAAUGCAAAUAGUAAACCUUCUUGAUCAGAUGAAAAAAUAUUUAAUUAUUAAAAGUUUCUAUAUGUUUCCAUAAUGCAUUAUUAUGAUUAUCAAUUAUCAAAUAAAGGUCCUUGAUUUGAAUACCAACAACUUGUUGAAUCUAAUAUUAUAGAUUAAUAGUCUCCCAGAAGGGGCUUUGCUAAUAUACUUGGAUAUGCAAGAGAUAUCUUACUCUUUAUCCUUUUUCUGAUAUUCUAUCUGGUGCAAUAUUACCUUUUUGUCUAAUCUUUAUGCCAAUGACUGUUUUCCUCGGAUAAUAAAUAUCUUCCUUCUCAUUAUAUUUAUUAAGCAGACUUAUUUUCAAGAUUCAACACCGCUCUAUUUAUUUAUAAUUCAUUUAUAAUUCCUCCUGCUCUUAUGAUGGAUAAGUUUCUAUAAAUAUAACUAUUAAAAUAUUUUAAUUUAGUCUUUCACACAGAGGCUAAAACUAACUAUGUUAUCACUAAAAUGCAUCAUAUUAAUAGUAUUACUUGGUUGCCCAUUUCAUAUAGUUGCUCGUUUUAUGAUACAUACUUAUUGAGGAGAUGUUCGGAGGUCCUCAAAGCUUUAAAUAUGUCUGCAAUUUACAUUAACAAAUUUCUAUUUUUACUGAUUAUACGCAAUAGUUUCUACACUUCUUAGCAGAAAGUUUGGGGCUUCAAUGUAUGGAAAAUAGGUAUUUCUUAUAUGAACUUGUGUUUCCACGCUCCCGUCUUCAUUAUAGUUUUACCAACAGUUGAAAAUACUUCUUCUUCUUAGUUACGCUCGUUAGUGCAGAUAGUCUGAAAAUGACCUCGAAAGUUUGAGGUUACAUCAGCAGAGACCAUUGAAUUCAACAUAAACGUAGAAGAACUUUUAAAGCAGUGAAUUUUGCGAACUAUGAGAACCAUUCAAUUUCUUCAAAAGUAUUUAAUCAACUCACAUAUUCAUCAAUUGCAGUUACAAAAUUUUAAAGUAAAAAAUUGAAAAAAUGGUUGAAUGUUCACUCUCUUGAAAACGGCUUGUUUCACGGCAAUAUACAGACCUCUUUUUUUCUUUCCUUAAUAAAAUUUUCAGAGUGCCGUUUAGAAAAGAUUUUGGUUUUUUUGGUCCAGUAUAAGGAUGACAUGAAGCUACAAGAAUACAGUUCUAAAAAUUCAUUGUUAGAAGACUGCGAAUGGGCUAUAUAAUAUGCUUACUUACUACUCCUGCAACUGUACUAUCUAUUGAGCAGAAAAUGAGAAUGAGAAUUAAACUUAAAAAAUACUUUUCCCAGUUAUUUUACUAAAGCUUUACAAUUAUGUUUUCCAAGCUAUAAUAUGUCAUGUUCCUUUUCCAGUUGCCAUAAGCUGUUGAAGAUCUAAUUUAAAUAGAAAUAUUUUCCAUCAUAACAUACAUCUAACUAUUUUAUUUACUUUCCCUUCUCAAUUAAGACAUAGCUUUUACUAAAAAAAUAUUUGUGGUAACCCUGGCAUUGUAAAGGUAUACAAAAGUUAUCAACAAUCACAAAUAAUAAGAAUUAUUAUUCGAGUUAACAUUUUUAACCAAUUUUAGUGCUUCAAUAGUUGAAAAAUGAUUCAAUCUACCCCUAUCUUUCUAUAUACCAAUACGUUUACAACACUUUGGAUAAAAACAAGUUUUAUCGUUAGUGCUAAGACAACCCUGUAGGUAAAAUAUUGAGAUGCGAGUAGCGAUUGUUCUGCGUUGAAUUUCCGUCCAAACAUGUCCAAUUCUGGCGCAUGUGCAGCUCAAAACGAGCUAUAAUGGGUAUGGUGGGUGCGGAUCGCGGGUGAUCAGGCCAAAAAAACAUACUGUAUUUAUGUUUACCGGCCGCUUUCGGGGACUAUUAUAAAACAUAUCAGCUUAAUUAUUGAUAAAUUAUAAUACCUGUUAAUAUGCAAUCCGACCUUUAUUAAAUGUCGUCUUGUAACUGUGUUUUUUAUCUUCAGAGUUAAGUGUAAAAUUAUAUGUUCUUGUCAAAUAUAUUGUGGGAAAUAUUUUGUAACCUUGAUGUAAAACCUUAACAACUCCAAGAUACGACCAAUACAUAACUUUGUAAAAAAAUCAAUACUACCAAACAUAAUAAGCUAACCAAUUCAGUUGCAAUGCAUUCAAUACUAGUAGUACUCAUUAACGAAAUCAUUAAGAGUCUAAUUAUUGGUGACCGCUCAAACCCUCCAGAAUCGUGAUUUACAUGUACAUCAUGAUAUAAAUCUUAAUUAACAAAAUAGAAGAUGCAAUCUUGGUCGCCAUCUCAUUAAUUCAAACAACCAGGCUUCAGAUCGAUACGAUUUAUGCGAAUUCAAAUAAAAAAGCUGGUACAAAGUGACAGUUGGGUGAAUAUUUCAUCUUUUAUAUAAUUUAUUAAAUAAAAUAUAUUUUGCACCAUCACCAACACCAACCACCUCUAAUGUAGGUGAUUUAUUGGUGUAGAAGUUGUGCUUGGUUUCAUUAUUAUUUUUUAUUUCGCCUAUAUUAUUACCUAAUUUAUUUAUGUUAUUUCACUAUGUCCAGUUCUAAAAUUAAAUUAUAUGGAUUUCUAUAUAAAUAAAUAAUUAUUUCAAAGUCAAUUGCUUAAUUGACGAUAUGUUAAGGUUAUACAAUUAGGGCUAAAUGAUGUGAUAAAAUUAUCAACGGUUUUAUAACUAGCCACAAUCGCCUUCUCUGCUUUAGGUAAUAGGUUUAUAAAAAAACCACUUUCUAAACAUAUCAUGAUCUGUGCCCCUUUGUCAAGUGACGUCUUAAAUUUUAGCAAUUAAUAAAUAUAAAAAAAGAUUUGAUAAUAUUUAAGAUAUGAUUAUGAAUUUACAAUUUAAAGUUAUGAUAAAACAAAACUUUUAAAACUAGCUGUAUCCUAUUUUGAGGAAAUUUUAAGAAAAUGCGUUACUUAACAUAAAGUAUAUUCGAAUUUCAUUGAACGUAGUUAUUUAAGUGAAAAAAAUAUAAAACUGCAUGACUAGAUGUUGACUUGAGAAGGUUUGGAGAUCUAUAUCCCAAUAGAUCUUUUUUUAAGAGCCAAUCUUCUCAAAUUGGCAAAUGAAAAGUUGAUGAUAAGAAAUCACUUAAUACUAAUUUCAUUUAUACUCGAAGACAUAUGAGAAUUAUAUAGAAACUAUAUUGCCUCUACUUAGCAGCGCUUGGGAAAAUUUCUAGAGAAUGAACAUAGCUAAAUCUGUUAUUAGUAUAAAAUAAAUAUUUGAAUAAUAAUUUUUUAUGCCAAUAUUUGUGAUCCGAUAAACGGUUUCACCACAAUGAUUUAUAAAAAUUAUUGGUAUAAGAAUAUAAAGCUACAUACAGUACUGAUCAACAGUCAGUAAAACGAACCGAGCAUCAAACAGUUUUGAUUACGAUCAACCUAACAACCAACAGAACGUUCAUGCUGCUUCCUUAUUUUUCAAAGAGUAAUAAAAUAAAAAAAAACUUACAGGAGCAGUAGCAUGUAGGUAUUUAUAUUUAUUGUUCGUUAACUGAGAAGAAAAAAUUGCAAUAAAUUUUUCUCACGUGCAUUUUGCUCUUAAUUUUAUUAUAAUUUUGUGAAUCCUUCCCCACAACUCUCUCAAUAUCAAUCAAAUAAUAUUCUUUACACUUAAUUUUGUAUAAACAAAGCAUUAAAAUCUGAUAGAUAAAAACAGAUCUGUUCGCCGGUUUGCCUUGACCUGUCCAAAUUUACAAAAGCUUUCGCCUGAUUUUCCUUUGAUAUUGGAUUAAAAAACUGUUACGAGUUGCAAAAUAUCUUUUGAGACCGCCCUAAUGUUCUCAUUUCCGUUCUAUUUGAUGUUCGGCGUAAUGUAUGAAACUUGUUUAAAAUACGUUUACUGCAAACUUUAACUAGUGCAGGAAUAUUGCUUUAUUUUUGCUAAUUUAUCUCUCAGUUUUAUUGCGUAUAGAAGAAAAUAAUAAAUAUAUUUCUACUAGGUCUUAACAAGAUUUAAAUAUUAAUCAGCUACAAUAACAUUUUAUUUUUCAUUACUAUUGACGAAAACUAUUGCCUAUGUACACACUGCGCAAAAUCUAGACAUAUUGUCUAAUAUUUAUCCAACUCAAUUUGUUCAUCACAACUAGUUCGAUGUAAAAUUACUUUUAUUACAAUUGAGUAAUUCAACUCUGUGAAAAGUACUUAUCUUCUUUAAACAAAAAAGAAUAAAACAGUUGUAGUAAUUCAUAUGUUCUACUAGAGCUUUCAGAUUAGAGCGUCGUUUGUCUGGAAUAUUUACAAUUAAACUGUUAAUUUGAUAACGGAAUGACUUUUCUCAAGGCGUACAUAUGCACUAAAAAUAGAAUUCAUAACUUAUUUAUGUCUAUACUGUAUAGUACAUCUGGCAACAUAUCCCAUUCAUGUUUAACGAGAUCCUGGAACGACCCGGUUAUAACAACACAUUAGUAUCGUAGUAGUUUGAAGAUAAUCAUACAUAAUCAAGUGAUAACCGAUAGUUACUAGAUAUGGAAUGACAAUUGGCUGUAGGAUGUUAUCAUGGUACGACAUACCUGCUAAGGAACCGUCCAGUAAAAUGAAAUCAGUUAUCGCACCAAUACUGAUACCUCCCAAAAUUAUGAUCGUAUCGACUUGAUGAAAAGUUUAUAGGGCCUGGUUCUCUUCGAACACGCACUCAUAUCUAUCCUUAAUAAAUUUCAAAUCGAGAUUCCUGCUAGACCAACUUUCGUUUGUCCAUAGAAUGUGUUCUUAUGUUCAAACUAAGCGUGUUCCUCAAUUUCCCUUCCAGCUCUCAAAUAGCAUUUUCAUAUUUUCACUAAAUUUGCUUGCAUGUAAUGUUCGAUGUACUGUCUCAGCUGAUACUUCAUUUGGUGUUUAAUGUGAAUCUAAGAAACAGAAACAUUAUGACUUCUCUUAGCUAUCAAUUACAAAUAAGGUCUUGUCCCGAAUAAGAGACACCUAUAGCCCGCGUCAUUUCAUCGUGAGUAAAAUGCAUUCAUUCCCUCAUUUCUAACAGUGACUUUCACAAACUGUAAAAUCUAAUGAAAUCAACCAGUGGUGACAACGAACAAUAGCAGUAAAGGAGACAGUACCCAUUGACGUGUUUUGAUUUAUAUUCCGAGGUGAAAUAGAUGGCCUUUACCGAUUUUCUCCAGCUUAGCUACAAUAUACAUGGAUUUUGCGUUGGUGUGUAUUAGAUCCAGUUACAAAACUCACUUAAACUAAUUCAACGUGGUAACCAAAUGUUUUUCUAGGUUUUAAGGUAUCAUUUUAUGGUUAGAUAUACAUAGACUCAAUUUAAGAAAUAUUAUUAGUAUGCUACUAGAAAAAUCUAGAAUCCAUAUUUAGUGGGGUUCAUCAUGAGUCUGGCUAAUCCUACAACAAGACAGACCUCAAUUAUUGAUGUAAAUAAAUGUUGAACAACAUAAAAACGUCAAUGAUCAUCAAAUGGAAUAAAACAACAUAGUGCAUCUCAUUAAGAUCCAUAUUUAGUGGGGUUCAUCAUGAGUCUGGCUAAUCCUACAACAAGACAGACCUCAAUUAUUGAUGUAAAUAAAUGUUGAACAACAUAAAAACGUCAAUGAUCAUCAAAUGGAAUAAAACAACAUAGUGCAUCUCAUUAAGCAGCUGUUAAGAAGCUUGUAUACAUCAGAGUAACCAAAUUAAGACACUUAGGAACCCAUUAAAAUGAAAUGAACGUGAAAAGAAUCAAAUCAAAGUCAAUAACAUCUAUUACAGUAUUGAUCUAGAGAAAUACGAAUUUCAUUAUACAAACAAAAACAGAUCAGGUUGAGUUGAUUAAUAUAAUAUCUGAGACAACCCUAUAAUAAAUAAAGAUGUCUUGUGGAAGUACUUUAUGAGAAUCAGAAAACUCAUAACAUCUAGGAAUACUUUUAUAAAAAAAAACUUAUAUUUUCGGACGUGAGAUUUAUAUAUCAAAGUAUAAUCUUGUGUUCACCCAGAAACAUUUAGAAAUUUUGAAGAUAAUGAAGGUAAAUUCAAAUAUACUAUUAUUAUUUAAUAAAGGAAUUAGUCAAUUAAAUGGGCAAUAAAACCGCAAUCUUAAUGCUUGAAAAUACGUAAUAGCAUUUUCUUAAAAACGUGAUAAUGCAGUGAAUGGAAUAAAUUGAAAAAUCAACUAACCGCAGAAAAAUUAUUUUAACAGCCGACUUGAAAAAGCUUAACUCACUAUUCACUUCAUGAUCAAUAACAGCAAAAUAUUAUAAAUAAAUUAAAUUAAUGUUGAAUAUUACACACGUUGAGUUGUUAACAUAAAAUAUUGUUAUGCUUAAAUGAUAAGUUCCAAAAAAUUGUACGAUGUAUUUUCGGAAUUUAUUGGUUCUUCAUAAGGUUCUUUAUAAUAUAUUUUAUUAAAAAUUGAAGUAUAUAUGUUACAAUUAAAAUCCGUUUUCAGUUAAUUCUAGUUUUGACAAAAGAAGAUUAGUUUUCACAAACCCAUUCCGUUAAGACUUGUUUUCACUAGUCAAAACUAGUGUUGACUAGUACCCUCGGCGUUAAGACUAGUUAUUUACAUUUUUCACUAGGAAAUACUAAAAUUUACUAGUUUCUCAGUUGAAACUAGUUUUCAUUGGAGAAUUUUACUAAUGGAAAAUAGUGUUUCCAAUAGCAAAAUUCAUUGUUUUGAAUUUUUAUUCUUAUAGAACACUAAAAAGUUAGAAUUUUUACGGAGCAUAUUAUUUUUCUUUGUACAAACCGCGAUUAGUAACUCAAGAUUUUUUCCAGAAGUAUCUUAUGAAACCUUGCCAUCCACCUAAGUCGGUGGAUAAUUUGCUAAAAGAUAAAAUUGUAUCUGGGACUCCAUCCAACGGUAGAAAUAACUCCGUACUUACAGUGUAUUUAGAACUAUAAUACGGACUAAAAAUUUUCUUUCAAUUGACUCUAGAUUACACUACCCAAUAAAAAGAUGAAGUUACCUCUAGUUGGAUUAGUAAAAACUAGUUUCAACUGGAGAGGUUGGUGAGGUCAAAACUAAAAUUGAAAACGGGCUUUAACUGUAACAUAUCCAUUACCAACGGGUAAGAUUUGUAUAAUCAAUAAGGAAUAGUUUUAAUAAUUGAAUUAAUCAAUUCGAUAAUUAUUUUAAACAACAAACUUUGAAUAACACAAUAUAAGAAAAACUUUAUAAAAUGAUAGUUUAUGGAAAAAAAAGUUCAUACCUUUGGCCACUCUUUGCAAAUAUUCUAAGAACAUCUGAAUCAGUGAAGAAUAAUAUAAAUUAGAAGGAUUAAAGUGUGAUUAGAUGAAUAAAAUACAACCCCACAAUUCUUAUAAAUGAUUCAAACUGAAAACGACAAAACUUGAUGAAGUUAUUGUUCUAAUAUACAAUUUACAUACUUCUGGUAUGUGAAUAUACUGAGAAUAACUAGAAUGAAUUAACGAUAAUAAAUAUGAGAUUGACCAAACAAACAAAAACAAAAAUUCAAAAUUCCAACAAUAAACAUUUCAAUUCGUGUUUUUAAAACUGAAUUCUUCCGUUUACCUUAAUAUCCGGAUGAGUGUUAGUAAUGGUUAUUCCAUAUAGCCUAUUUUUUUAAUAAAUACCAUCUUUUUAUUCGUCUCAAGAAGAAAAAAUUAUAUCCUUUACUUCACUUUACAUACUCACGUUUCCAUACCUCAUUUCCCUUUUGACUGUCAUGAAAAAAAUCUCUCAAAACUCAAAACUAAAAUAGACACACUCAAUCGACUCUCCAAUUAUGUAAUUUCGAAAUUUGAACAUUAGUAUUUUUCUAAUGUUUGAAAAACAACUUAUAAUUUUGGUUUCGUUGUUUAUUCAGACUCUGGUUGUUGAACCAAUAUCAGUUAAUCAGAGGCUCUGCAUCGGUGGGCUUACCUAACCCAAACCCACAGUCAAUAUAUAUGUGUGGCAGCUGAAUAUAUUUCUAAUUUCAUUAGUUUCUUUGUCAGAAUCUUCUAAAUUCAACUUUUCUAAUUACGUGUUCAAUUAUUGAAACGGAAACUCAUUUUAAAACAAAUAUUCUUAUUCAUAACUUUCUAUGAUACUUCGAGGUAUUCAUCUUGCAAUUACAUAAAACACUAUUCAUUUGAAUAAAGUAGACAUUUCAAAUUCAUAAUAGAAUAUAUCCAGUUAAAUAUGUUAGAUAACAUUUUCUUUCGCCGAAAAACUAUAUAACCUAUAUAAAGUUGUACAAAUGUAUAUUAUUUACAAUAUUAAUGCAGCUUAACAAUAUUCAACAUUAAAUUGAACCUCUCAUUUCAUAAGGAACUUCAAUAAAAAACAAAUUGUUUAUUUUACUGUAUAAUUUUGUUGCAGUUCCUAUUACAUCCGCUGUGCUAACCACCUGCUAGCUUAUCUAGUGCUGGUGGUUGUGUUACAAGCUAAACAGCUGCUAAUAUUAUAGUAUGUUUUAUAUAAGCAGUCAUUACCGGCCACUAUAUAGAUUGGAUGUGGAUUAAUAAGAAAUAUUUCAUUUCAAUAACGAGUACAGUUAGUUCAAAUUUAAUUGAGAAAAAAAUGUAAUCCAAGGCAACAUCUGUCAGUAUAUAGAUUGAAGUGUGUAAAAAGUCACAUUUUACUGGUGUAAAAGUAAAUUAUAAAUUUCCAAAAAUCGAUGAAUAAUAUUUAAAAUAGUUUAUGUAUAUAAUUUCAGAUAUAAUUGGUAUAAUAUUAUAAAUAUAUAGCCAAUAUAUUAUUGGCUAUAUAAUUGGUAUUUCUCAAAUUUCUAUUAGGGAUAUAUGAAGAUUUGGUAAUUCUUUUGAUCCCUGAAUGUUUAAAACAAAUCUUAAGAUUCGGAUGGAAUUUAAUUAUUUCAGCAAAUAUUCAAUAUACUCCAAAUAGUUAAUAAUUUAUUUUUAUUGCUGGUUGAGAAUGAUUCCAGAAAACACACAAUUUUUUAAAAUUGUUCAAUAGAUAUUUUAUUUAUGAAUACCAUAGUAAAUUAACUAUUCAAAGAAAACAUGAAUUUCUGAUAUAAACCAAUGCUUUGGAUCUAAAAUUGAAUGUAAAAAAGUUGUGUUUGGAAAUCGUUUACAAUUUCUUGAACAUAAUAUGACUUUUCAGCAUUAUUAUAUAUAUCAUAUGGUAUAUAUCCAUAUACAAUUAGCAUAAAUUGGUGAUAAAAUUAUCACCAUUUGAAUAUAUAUUUUUGUUUAACUAAGUACAGAUAUAUUCUCAAAAAACACGCAAAAUAUUAAUGGAACAAGUUCAAUUGCACAUAUCAAAUAAAUUUUGAAUUCUGUAACUUCUCAAUACUUAUUUGAACCAAAAAUAUGGAAUAUCUUCAAAGAUGGUACCGAGAGCUAAAAUAUUCUAUAAUAUAAAUAGACGGUUGCAGUUACUAAUUUUGUUUCAUUAUUCUUAUGUAGGCCGCUUGAAAUGAUGCAGGAGAACGUGCAAGAAAUUGCAUGAAAAUUCUUAACGCCGCUUGACAUGAUGCAAUGAAACGUGCAAGAAGUUGCAUGGAAUUUCUUGCAAGAUCAAAAUAGUGCAUAGACUAUUAUUUCCCAUUUCUUGACAUUAAGGCCGCUUGUCAUGAAGCAAUACAACGUGCAAUGCAUAUUUCUUUCAAUUGUUUCAUGCAAGAUCUCGCACUUGCAGCUUUAUCGGUUUUGUACCAUUUUUAUUGCGUGCAAGAUGCAAUUCUAGGGAGAAAUCUAGUUACUUUUGGCAUAACAACCAACCAAAUGUCAGUCUUAGAUCAGCUGACUUUCGUAAAACUAAUUAUUUCAACCAUGAUAACAAAUAUGAGCAAAAACAAAAUCGAAAUAAGGUUAAAAUUACCUCGAGGUCGAAAUGAUUAGUUUUACGAAAGUCAGCUGAUCUAACACUGACAUUCGGUGGGUUAAGCCAAACGUAACUAGAUAUCUUCCUAGAAUUACAGCUUGCACAUAAUAAAAAUGGAACCAUAUCGAUAAGGUCACAAUUGCGAGAUCUUGCAUUAAACAAUCAGCUGAACUUCAUUUGCGAAUGCUUUUGGUCAAGAAAUAUUGCGACUUUCAUUGGAUUGCACGUUAUAUUGCAUUAUGUCAAGCGACAUUUACAAGAAAUUGCAUGCAAUUUGUUACAAAUUGUCUUGCAUCAUGUCAAGCGGCCUUUGAAAGAUCAAAAUAUUGCAUGAACGAAUAUUGCGCGUUGCUUGAGAUUAUGCAAGUUUCUUACCAUUGCAUCAUGAAUGCCACUAAUCAAAAUUUCUUAAGUAAAAGUAAACAUUCUACUAAGCUCAAUUUAUUUAAUAUUUAGUGGGAGUUUAAAAAAUGAAAAUAACAAAGUUACGUUAAGUAAACAACAAAAAGUGGUCAGUGCAUUACUGGAAAUAAUUAUAUCUGCUUCUGCCUUGCUUUUGGAGUCUGAUGGACAGAAAAGAACACUCAGGCGAUGGUGGGCCAGACCAAGGCAGAUAGAACAUAGAGAAACAUGAGUUUAGCUAUAGAAUUGGAUGAGAAAACAUACAAAAAUUAUAUGAGAAUGAAGAAACAUUUGAAAAACUUGAAAAUAAAACAAUAUGAUAACUAAGAAAUCCUUGGCGAGAGACGUAAUAUCAGCCGAACAGAAACUCAUUUUUCCCUAGAAGAGUAAUAAAAAUAGAACUGAACCAAUAAUGUUGCAAGUGCGAGAUCUUGCAUGAAACAAUCAGCUGAAAUUCAUUCGCCCAUGCUUUUGAUCGAGAAAUAUUGCAUUUUGCAUUGCAUUGUACGUUGUCUUUCAUCAUGUCAAACGGUCUUUACCAAUAUUUCAUUUACAACUGUUCUCUGUAUGAAUUUCGCUGUGUACAUUUCAUAAUAGUACCUAUGCAGAACAUAUAUGGUAGAUUUUUUCAUAAUUAAUAUGAAGAUAGUUAUCUUCAGCAUUACGUUAAACUAAAUGUAAGUAUUGGAUAUUAAUGUUUUUGUCGGAAACGAGGCAGUAUAAAAAAUAUCACUUAUUUCCAAAAGUACAGUACCUUCAUUUUUCAUUAUAUCGAAAGUUGUUAUAAAAAAUUAAUAAAAAUUAUGAACUAUAUAUAAUUAACAUUUAGCUCACGUGUUAUUGUAUGUUGAAAUGUCAUUGGUAAAUGACUCUUGUUAGUAUACAUUAUCAUUCAAAAAACAGGGUUACAUCUGGAAGACCAAAAAAUUUUUGAAUUACUAGGUAGGUGAGUUAAAAUGGCGGGCUCUCACAUUUAAGCCAACAUAGGACCAUUGUAAUUCUUUUUUGAACUAAUCUCUUCUUCCUUAAACUCUAUGGAACGAUGGAUUAACUUGGCUAUAUGCCUGAUUUCCAGAUAGAAGACUUCGGCAUGCUACCCUAUAGUAUUGAAUCUAAUUUCAUCGCCUCUCUUGCAACUUGCUUCAUAUUUUAUUUUUGACAUCUUAUUAUUGUUGUAUUGUGUACUUUUUUCUUGAUGUCUGCUUUUGAAUAUUUUUGCUGCUUACUAAUAAGUUCCAUGGUUUUUACUUACAUUUUGUAAGAAUUAUAGUAUAUUUGAAUAUAGUUCACAAUUUUAAAUAAAUCUUGAUAACACUCUCUGAUAUUAAAGAAAUUGAAGAUACUUACCUUUCUAGCUAAAUACGUUUUAACAACACUCGCACAAUACUGAGGAAUUUUAUUAUGUGUUGGUUGCAAGUUAGGUUUUAGACACAACUCCGUGGUAAUGAUGAUAAAAAUGUGUAAAGCUAGUAUAAGCAUAUAUUGUAAAAAAAUGAAAAUUAGAUUAUGUCCACAAAUGAGAAAGCAUUCAUACUAAAUUCAUCAAUUGAAUGUAAUUAUUGAUUGUUAAGAAAAUAAAUGAUGUGUGAAGUAAAAAACUGCAGAUUUGAUGAAAUUUAUUUAAAAAAUAUUGAUUGAGUUCCUAUCGUAUAACAAAAAAACAUUUUAGUAAUAUAUUAUAUUUAUACUUUCCCUUUGAAUAAUUUGAAUAAUGGCAUUAAUUUAAAUUAUAUUCACUAAUCUACAUAGUGGUCCAAUGAAUGGAGUUGAGGACUGUCAAAAAGUGUCCUCUAACCUUAGCCUUAGUAGUCCUGUAUCGACCAGGGAAUGCAUAUCUUUAUAUUAAUAUAAUGAAAUCUGUAGGCGUAAAUAAACUUAGUUAUAUGUAAAAUGUGUGGAAAAAUUGUUGGUCUAGAAUUUUAAGUACAAUUGAACAAUAUAUUGGGUACCGCAUGACCUUGUUUCCCGGGUCUGUUAUAUUGUUGAUACUAGUCAGAUUAAUCGUAUUAAUACCCACCCCACCAUCUUGCCCCCUCUCUUAUUCUGAAAGAAGCAUUCCAUACAAAGAUUGUAAUUUACCUGACAACGUACUUAGAUUUAAAAUAAACAUUGUAUAGGGUCCAAAAGAUGGGAAAUAAAUAUGUAUUACAUGU
Molecule: messenger RNA, 22004 nt
Organism: Diorhabda sublineata
Lineage: Eukaryota; Metazoa; Arthropoda; Insecta; Coleoptera; Chrysomelidae
Product: protein couch potato
Exons: 10
Coding region: 678-1655 (325 amino acids)
Molecular function (GO): mRNA binding
Source: RefSeq, a predicted model, not a curated record